Cyprinus carpio (common carp) is the source of this 3060-nucleotide messenger RNA. RefSeq names its product spindlin-Z. Gene Ontology annotation, biological process: gamete generation. Lineage: Eukaryota; Metazoa; Chordata; Actinopteri; Cypriniformes; Cyprinidae. The record is from RefSeq and is a predicted model, not a curated record.
UUUCGGGGCGACGCUUCAUCCAGACGUUUCUACUGAAAAUGUGUUUCUUGUGCUUCCUUUGUUUCUGCUGCGGGAUUGUAAAUAAGAGCUUGAGCCAAAAUGGCGGCCGCAGCCGUUGAGCUAGUAGCUACUGCGCCGCGUUUAGCCACACGCUUUUAUCAUUUAACGCUCUUUUAUGCCUUUAUCUCCCUCUUGGAUGAUUUAUAUGCUGUCGUAGCAUUUACAAUAAGACACCUGGCUGCGUCUGAGGUUGCUGGAGCCCUUCUGAAGGAGGUCUGGGUCAGUACUCAUUCGUGCGGGCCCUGAGAGGCCGACCCGUCCCCCCCGCUCACUCCUGAGCACCAGUCAUUCCUCAGCGUCAGACGGGCAUCGGGCGAGCACCUUACAUGCCAGCGUUUUUUGUUUUCUUUUGACUGCCCCCUUUAGGUUGAGUCCCCUCUCCCCCGAAACUCUUUCAUUCAUCAGAAAGAGUGAAUUUUGACCCUAGUGCGGCAGCCGGGCUGCUCCUCCACACACAGAUGAAUGAAGACCCCAUUCGGGAAGAACGCGGCCCAGAGAUCCAGAGCUGAUGCAGGGCAUGCUGGUGUCUCUGCAAAUAUGAUGAAGAAAAAGAACUCUCAUAAGAAACACAAAAGCAGCGUAGGCCCCACCAAAGCAGUGGCUCAGCCGCGGAGGAACAUCGUGGGCUGUCGUAUCCAGCACAUCUGGAAGGAGGGCAGCGGCGCGGCGUCGCAGUGGAAAGGCACCGUUCUAGACCAGGUGCCCGUCAACCCCUCGCUCUACCUGAUCAAAUACGACGGCUUCGACUGCGUCUACGGCCUGGAGCUGCAUAAAGACGAGCGCGUGCAGGGACUCGAGGUCCUGCCAGACAGACUCGCCUCGACGCGCAUCAGCGACGCUCACCUGGCCGACACAGAGUGGAGGGGAAUGGUUCUGGCCCGGGCGCCCAUCAUGAACACGUGGUUCUACAUCACGUACGAGAAAGACCCAGUGCUCUACAUGUAUCAGCUGCUCGACGACUACAAAGACGGGGAUCUGAGGAUCAUGCCGGACUCUAACGACUCGCCCCCAGCGGAGCGAGAGCCCGGAGAGGUGGUGGACAGCCUCGUGGGGAAGCAGGUGGAAUACGCCAAAGAGGACGGCUCUAAACGAACUGGAAUGGUUAUCCAUCAGGUGGAGGCCAAGCCCUCCGUCUACUUCAUCAAGUUUGAUGACGACUUUCACAUUUACGUCUAUGACCUGGUGAAAACAUCGUAAGGCGGCGAUGGGACGCGGAGAGGGGGAGGAGUUUCACCUAACCAUGUGAUCCACACAAACGUUUUAUUUUUUUUUUUUUUGCCAAAAGUUCUCUCGGAACGUUUCUUGUAACAUCUUUUGGAAACGGAACGCUGGAUAUUUCGGUGGAUUACCGCUAGUCAAGUGUCUCUCAUCGCUGUAGGAUGGACGGACAUCACAUCCCCCGACAUACACGUAGCUUCAUAUUUCAAGAGGUUCGUCUCGAGCAUUUCCCAUCCCUGUUGGAUGAUACGAAGACGUUCGUCGGGGAAAAUCCCGUCUGGCUGUUCUGGGAUGUUAAAGUGUUCAUCUCUUGGAUUGUUACAGUCCCGUCAUGGGUUGAAAUUCAAGCUAGCGUCGUGCGCCGAUCCUCGGGAAACGGUGGAAACGAAACCUUCGCGGAUAAAAGAGAAACGCGGCGGUCCGUGAAGGAUGGGGAGCGUUCGGGACGUCCUAAACCUCGUAAAAGUGCCAGGAGGUGGAGGGCGGGAGAAAACGUCUGUAAAUAAGACAUCGUUCUGUUCUUGUUGUCUUUGAGUCGGUUGCCAGAUGUUUCAUGUUUUAUCCCUCCUUCUUCUGGUUCUCGCCAGAAUUGUGCACACGAGCUCCGCUGUCAAUCAAAUGUAGGCAUCUGUGGCGUGAAACCCCACCGUCUUGUUUUUAUGUAUUUUGUUUUCUACUUUUUGUUUUAUAUGUGUAUAUAUAUAUCAUCAUCAUCACAAGUAAACGCUAAUGCAGCUUUUAUAAUCUUAAGCACUAAAUUUAGAGACUUGUUUUGCUCCCGUUUGUUUUCAGCGAAUUGCAAAAAACAUUUUUGCGUUUCAUGUUUGGAACAUUUAUUUAACGUUUGUCUGAUGUUGAUAUAACGUUCAUUUCAUUUACUUAACGGGCUUCAUAACAUAUACAAAAAAAAAUGCCUACUAAUUGUAUCAUAUUGCAUAGUGUGAGCAUUUCCUCUUGGGUUAUUGUUGUUAUGGUGUAGAUUAAUGGGUUUAUUGUGUCUUAGCACAUGAUUUUGGCUCUUUAGCACUAAAAAUCACACGGUUACCCAGUUCCCCAGAAGUAUUUAGUGAUGUUACACAAAACUAAUUGCACAAAGUGUUUAAUCCCGUACUGGUUAGAAAGUGCAGAUGCAAUAAUGAAGAAAGUAUUCAGGAAUUUCUUUGCACCCCGUGACAUUAGCGUUGUUUUUCUGUGAUCGGCCUUGGAGAGAUUUCUUUCGCUCUGCCUCUCUGCGAGCAUAAACGUCUGUGCCUGGAUAUUGACUUCAGUAUGUUUUUUGUACGUGUGUGUUUUGUCUGAAGGUUUGAGUGUUCCCGUCAGACUCGUACGAAGUGACACGAAGGCCCCCUCCGAGGAAUGUUACGGUGUCUCAAGACACCCUCGCAGCUACAUGUGUUCUGCAUUAUUUCAGCGUUCGGUCACAGCGCUCCUGUUUUCACACUCACAUAAAGAGUUUCUCUCGUUCUCAAGCCGCUGUCGACUGCAUUCGAUGCACAACACUAGAAGAGCGCCGUGAAGAAAUGCACAGGUCAGAUUUCACUCCAAAAUCACGUGGAAAAAAUUAGAUGUUAUAUUUUGCAGUUUAUUUUCAUGACAUUUAAGCACAUCCAUUCAGAUUCUCAUUACCUAAUGCAUAAACACCUUUACUGUAAUACAUUAGUGUAAUGCAACAUGUAAUAAUGCAUUAAUCUAAAUCUUUCUGUGAUGUAUUAAUACUUUCAACUUUUUUUGAGAGGUGGGUAAUGCAGUGAUGAUUUAAACAUGAUUAAUAAAUGGCAAAAA